This is a messenger RNA of Stegastes partitus (bicolor damselfish), 1740 nucleotides long. RefSeq names its product hepatic and glial cell adhesion molecule a (gene hepacama). The record is from RefSeq and is a predicted model, not a curated record. The coding region runs from base 1 to 1323 and encodes 440 amino acids. NCBI's taxonomy places the organism in Eukaryota, Metazoa, Chordata, Actinopteri, Pomacentridae. The transcript is spliced from 7 exons.
AUGAAGGUGGAGAGGAAGCCCUCCUCUACAGACGACAGUUUCACUGACAUUCCUCCGCUACUGACGCUCCUUGGCCUCCUCCUCCUCCUCCUCUUCACAGGUGAAGUGUCCGGAGUGAAUGUGACCAGCCAAGCCCAGGUGGUGAGGGGCACAGUGGGCAAGGAGGCCCUCUUAUCAGUCAGCUACUCCAGCAGCAGCUCUGACAAACCUGUCAUUAAGUGGCAGCUGAAGAGGGACAAAGUGAAACCUGUCACUGUUGUACAGUCCAUAGGAACAGACAUCAUAGGGAACCUGAGGCCGGAGUACAGAAACCGCAUCCUGGUGUUUGAGAAUGGCUCGCUGCUGCUUCACAACCUGCAGCUGUCAGACGAAGGGGCGUAUGAAGUGGAAAUCUCCAUCACAGAUGACACCUUCACUGGAGAGCACUACAUUGAGCUCACUGUGGACGUUCCUGUCUCCAAACCUUACAUCCAGAUGAUGGCCUCUUCAGUCCUGGAGUACAGCGAGUACUUCAACCUCCACUGUUCCCACGAUAACGGCACAAAGCCCGUCUAUGGCUGGCUGAAGGGAGGCAAGGUGCUGAGCAAUGACUCGCGACUGCUGCUCUCACAUGACCAAAAGGUGCUGACCAUCUCACGCGUCCUGAUGUCAGAUGACGACGUUUACAUCUGCACUGUGGAAAACCCCAUCAGCAACAUGAAGAGCAUCCCUGUCAAGCUCACUGUCUACAGACGGAGCUCGCUAUACAUCAUCCUGUCCACCGGGGGCAUAUUCCUCCUAAUCACCCUGGUGACAGUGUGUGCCUGUUGGAAACCUUCCAAAAAGAAGCACCGACCUGUCCCCCAAAGAGCUCCCAUCUAUGUGGAGCAAAGUGAAAACGGCCAUGAUGUUGAUGUUGUACCUAAACCAACCACACUUGGUCGAAGAAGUCCCAUGCCUCUUUAUGUUCUCAACGAAGACGAGACUCUGGAGCGUUUGGAAGAAUGUUCUGGCAACACUGUCAGCCAAUCAGAAAUCAGCAUCCCUGCUACUUAUGCUCCAGUCCUUCCCCCUUCCUCCAACAGAACUGAGCGGCCUAUCUGGUCUGCCCCGCGCAGGUACCCCCGUAGCCCCUCUCCUCUUGCACAACCUCUUCCUCAGCCCCUCCCAGGUCCUCCCCUGCGCCCCAUCCGCUCCCCCGCUCACUCCCCAGGCUCAUCUCCACGCAGUUUCAGCCCCAUAAGAAAGGUCCGUACUCCGGUGGGCAUCCCGACCAGCCACCUGCCUGUAGAGGCCGAGUGCACAGAUCCGAGCGAUCAGGAUCACUGUCCAUCGCAGCACUGACAGCUGCUUGGAGAUGUGAAGUCUACGUGUAGUUUGUUGGUCUUUUGUUGCAUUCUGCCAUGAGAGUAAUGGAUUUGAUGCACUAGAGUAAGAGAUGAGUUCACUUUCAGCUAACUGUCUGUCUUCAUAAUCUGUUAUUUAUCAUCUCUUUUCUUGUGGCUAUGCACAGUAUUUCUGUGGUCUCGUGAUUAUAUCCUUAUAAGAAAAGUUAUAUCCUGUCCACCAGCUUGUAGUAUAUCUUGUAUAUGAGGCUGAGGCAGUAAAGAAUUUCAAGUUCUGAUAUAUAUUUUGCUCCAUGUUGAAUUAUGAAUUUUACCGGGACGUUUUGAUAUGUGCCUGUACAUAUGUAAGUUAAUAGUUUUUAAGGGUUGUUUGUUUUGUUUUGUUUCUUGUCAGUGUCGUUUGUUCUUUUAGGCA